AUGGGCCGGAUGUCUGGAAUCAAAUGGGAAAAGUCCGCACGAUGUGCACCGGUCCAUAAUAUUAUAUCGUCGGAUUUUCCUAAAUAUAAUCCAACUCCGUGGAAAUUUAUGGAAGGUCCAUCUCGAAUAGCAUGGCUAUUGUCAUACGAAUAUCAGCGAAUGUGGGUUGAAGAAAGAGAAGCAUGGAAGAAGAGAAUGUAUCCUGAAAAUACGACCGUUAAUGUUGACAUCGUUAAAAAAUAUGUUUUGACCUUCAAAUCGAAUCACCAACCACCAAAGCCAGAGCAGAAAAAGCCGUUUAAAAUGAAGAAAUUUGAAGGUGUCGGUAGCCGAACAAAAAAUAAGCGGCCAGCCAAUGACAAAGCAAUGAAUUUUAAUAAAAAUAAAGAAAAAGCUAUUGCAAAUUCUUAA
Leptosia nina is the source of this 411-nucleotide messenger RNA. NCBI's taxonomy places the organism in Eukaryota, Metazoa, Arthropoda, Insecta, Lepidoptera, Pieridae. The record is from the annotation of a GenBank genome assembly.